AUGGCGGACACUAGUGGCUCCAUGACGGCUGCCAACUCUCGUUCUUUCGCAAAUCUUCUAUCUGCAAGCCCUCAUCCAAUCCCUGAUGUGCUUUUGCCAUCACGGGCCCUUAAAAGUAUUGAUGGUGAAGUGUAUUUUCUGUUUUCGAAGGAGGAAAUCAUGAAGUCUGCAUGGGGAUUAUCUGGUAUUGCAGUUGUUUCAGCCAUGAGGAAGCUGCGUAAUGCUUUUGUCCGAUUAAUGUCGGAGGAGGAUUUCAAUAAGGCUUUGUCUAGGGAAGUUUGCGACAUUGAUGGAGUGAUGUAUCGACCAUUUCAUUGGACCCCUAAUUUUUCUAAAGAAGAGGAGUUGUCGGUGGUUCCAGUAUGGAUUUUCCUUCCCAAGGGCUCCAAAUUUCUACCACCUUCAAUCCUGAAAAGCCUCAUAGCACCAAUUGGGAAGUAUAUUCGGAGUGAUAACUCUAUGAAGUGUGCUACAAGAAUAGACGGGGCAAGGCCAAUAGUGGAAAAGGAUGGUGAGGAAGUGGCUAUUUUUCAGUCAGUGGAUUUGCAUGGAAUCGGUUCUGGGGACAAGGCCAAGGAUGUGGAGUUGCACGUCCAUCUAGAAGUGGUAUCCCCCGUUCUUGAUGAGUUGGGUCCAGUGGUUUCUGAGGUGGUGGGAGUUCUGAAAGCAAUGGAUGUGGUUUUUGCAGAGGUCCCAAUAGUUUCUUGUUCUGUGGUAGUGGAUUCAAAAGCAAUGGAUGUGGUUCUUGUAGAGGUUCCAAUGGUUUCUACAGAAGUGGUGCCCUUUAUAGCGCAUGAAGAGGCAGCGGAGAAAGUGUUGAGUGGGGAUGGCAGUGAUAUGGCUAAUCUAUUGGCCAGUUUAUCUGAUACGGAGGUAGUGGAAGGAGGAAGGAUAUCAAAUAAAGAUGUAGUCUUUGACUCUGAAAUGCUUGAUUUAGUGAAGAAGAAAGGAGAGGACAUAGCCAUGAAAGUUUGUAGCAGUAAACGGGAUGAACAAUUGGAUGGCAUUAAGAAUGUGUUCGGAUUUGAUUGUGGUUUUUUGAAUGGUGCUUGGGACGGGAACUUGAUGAAGUGUAAAAUUUCAUUUGUUUAUGCUAAAUGUUCUUCUGAGCAACGACGUGAGUUGUGGGCUGACCUUGUCAUGGAGAGUAACUCAAGUGAGUCGUGGCUAGUAACAGGGGAUUUUAACAUUAUUUCUUCUGAUGGGGAGAGACGUGGUGGUCGACCACGGCCUGUGGUGGCUAUGGAGGAGUUUAAUUCUUGGAUCCACAUUUGUGGAUUACUGAAAUUACAAUUCUUCGGUAAGAGUUUCUCAUGGUGCAAUGGGUAUGCCGGUCGUUCUCGCAGUUGGGCUCGGUUGGAUCGUUCUUUGGCAGAUCAGAAGUUUUUUGUUGCUUUUUCAGACUCAGUUAUGAGAUAUUUGCCUCUUACAUCAUCCGACCAUGCCCUAUGGUUAUUUCUCUGGUGA
Juglans microcarpa x Juglans regia is the source of this 1467-nucleotide messenger RNA. RefSeq lists its product as uncharacterized. Lineage: Eukaryota; Viridiplantae; Streptophyta; Magnoliopsida; Fagales; Juglandaceae. The record is from RefSeq and is a predicted model, not a curated record. Gene Ontology annotation, molecular function: catalytic activity. The coding region runs from base 1 to 1467 and encodes 488 amino acids. The transcript has 6 exons.